AACAGCUUUUGUGUCCUGCCGUGACUCAUAUUUCUAGAUUCUCAAGUAUAGURGCGGAUAGCCUAUUUAAAGGAGACAUUACUUCUUGUUGAGGUGGCAGCUUGUUUACCUAGAAGUGCUCAUGUUUGACUCUUUUAUGAAAUCACGAGCCGAUGUUUGGGUCACUGGAAUAUCCCUUUAAAUCAUUACGGAUAACAAAUUGUUAACUAGUUCUGUUGCUGCAGGAGGCUGCUGGUGUAAAAUUUGUUGGGGAGAGCUUCACUUUAUCUCUUCUGGGUGUGUGAGCUCCAAAUGCAUUCAUUGCUGGAUCGGAAGAAGAAAGAAGCCGGGGUUGGGAUCGAUCUGUCUCUGAGCUACUCGUUGCCCCAAGCUGCGAGGAUGUUCAGCUGUGUGGGCUGCUUUUGGGUCUUCCUGWCCUCCGCUCUGGUCGCUAUCUGUAGUUUCAGUUUUAUAUCAUCUGCAUGGAUUGUCAAGGACCAUCUGAAAAAUAAGGACUCUGUGAGCUUCGGCUUACUUUGGCACUGCUCKGAGUCCCUGGACCAUAUGUACAGAUGCUACACCUUCGGAGGACCCGGGAAAUUCGCUGAGAUUCCAUCCAYCUCGUGGCAGACGAGUGCAGUGCUCUGCUCUGGAGGAUGUGCUGUCCUGGCGGUCAGCUCCCUGUUGGCCAUCAUCACCAUCUUCUUGCCCAGCGGAGGCUGUGAGAGGAGGAUCUGUACACUGGCUGGAUAUAUGCAGAUGACUGCGGUGUUCAUCAUGGGGUCUGGGCUGCUGGUCUAUCCCUUUGGGCUGAACUCCACCCUGGUGAGGUCCUUUUGCGGGGACUCAGACAUCUACUAUGCCGGGGACUGCCAGAUCGGCUGGGGAUACAUGCUGGCCAUUGUCGCCGUCAUGCUCACACUCUUCCUACCCUUCUUCGCCAAAUACGCACCAAAGGAGCAUCUGUCCCCAACCCCACUGCCCACUCUCUUAUAGGACAACAACUGACCCCACCCUCCCCAACCUCAUCCAGUCUGCUACAGUACUUCCUACUUCCCUGUAUGAUGGAGAUGGGAGAAACCCCUGCAUCCACUUCUUCAGUAGGAUGCCAUUUUUAAAAGCCCUGCCUCUGAUAUACAACUAGGCUAUACCCAACUGUGAACAACAUUUAUGUACUGUCUUCCUUCAUACAAAAGCUAUUUAUUUGAUCUAAUAAUUGACCUAAUUGAAUGGAACUAUGUUCUGUUCAUUUUUUUCUCUCCCAAUAAUGUCAAACGUUAACUCAUAUUGUUAUGACUAUUAAUUCACAUUUACUGUCAAUUUGUGACUGCAUUUCUGGUUAGACUUAUUUGAUAUUCAGUAUCUUUUCUGGAAAAAAAUACAUUUGAAAGAAACACAAGGYUUGACAACAACUCCCUCUGUUCAAAUGAACAGAAGUAUACAGCGCAUAAACAUUCCUAUCAUGUUAUACAUACAACGUUGGUUUAAUAUUACUGUAACCAGACAGAGGGUGAUGGUCAGGACUAGAACCAUAAUAUGAAUCCAUGGUGACAUUAAUAGUGGGCAAUAAGAGUGGUCAUUAAAUAUAUCAUUCCAGAAUAAUCAGGGAGUUGUUUGCAAAAGAGAAGGUGUGAAAAUAACCAGAAACUUAAUGAGAAGGUAAAGUAUGGCCUGAGAUUAAAAGAGAAUAUGAGACAUUUCUAGUUAUCAAAAAACAUGGACACGCUUCUAUCUUCAAUGGAUCAAUGCGGAUUUGGCGAACAGUAAAGACAAUGAGAGACCCAUUUGACAUCAAGACAAAGCGAGGAUCAGAAAGGAUAUGAACACGGACUCAGGUCUCAACACAGUGAGCGCAUCAAGGAUUCUGUCCAGUGGAGUUUGAGGAGAGUGGAUUGUAUAAAGGUUUAGAUCCAGAUGCCGUUUUUAUCCAGCAUUGAACAACACUGACUGAAUGGAUGUCAUAAGAUGGACAUGUAGCACAGUGAAAAAUGACCCUUGGGGACUCACCAUCUGACUUAGCCUACAUCUUCAACAUGGUUUUAAAUGGACUAUUGGACAGUAAAAAUUCUAAAGAAAGAGUUGAAUAAAUAUUUUUCAGUGAAGGAGCUCUACCAAACAAUAUAGAUGCGUCGGACCUGCCUUUAAGACAAAUUAAUAUAGAUAGAAGGCGUGCAUAGUAAUAACAUAAAACUUGUCUGAUAGUUAACUUUUGAAGACAUAUGAAAAGCAUUUGUUAUACAUUUUAUGUUGGGAUGACAUGACAUCCUUCUACCAACCUUUUCCCAGAGUUCCUAGUGUUAAUAUGGUUGUCUUGUUAACCCAAGUCAUUAUUGUUUCAGUUUUUACACCACACAAUACCAGGGUUGGGGUUAAUUAAAAAAAUUAUAAUUAAAUUCCCUUUCCCUGUAAAUUCUAUUUAAUUAAAUUUAAAGUCCAGGUCGUUGAUUCCAGUCYUUGAAUUUAGAGAAUUCAAUUCCAAUGUUAAUUAUUCAAUUGCCAAUCCAAUACUUUCCCCAACAAUUCCACAAAUUCUAAUUCAAUUCCCUCAGGCUGAUCAUGUCACAGUUCAGACCGCCCAGCUAAACUGGAAAUAUAGAAAUUCCAAUUCAAGCAGUCCAAACAGUCUAAUUCCAAUUCCAUAACUUGAAGGUUGAAUUUAAUUUGAAUUUCAACAAUGUAAAUUCUCCACUUCAUGAGUGAAUUCAAGAACUGAAUUCGAAUUUCACAUUAAAUUGGAAUUGACCCCAACACUACACAAUAUUAGCUAUACACUAUAAUUCAGGACUACUUUAAAUCAGGGUAAAGGCAAUUAGAUAAGACAGCAUUGUCUAGAAAUUAUUGACUAGAGUGCAGAUGAAGUUGGGGUUAUUUAAUAGUAAAACAGUUUAUCUAGAUUAGAUGAUCUGCUUUGACCAUACCAACAUGUGCCUUUAUAACAGAACCAAGACAAGUUACUUCAAUACUAUUAAUAUCAGGUUACCAUCUACUUCAGCUUAAACUGUGGAUAUUGUAGUGUAAAACAGUUGUAAUUUUGUUAUUUUCUCUGUGUGUGCUGUACUUUUCCUGUAUAUGUUUCAAGAUGUGCUUCUGAACAUUAUGAUCUUGUUGAAAAUAUUCUCUAGAAGAAAAAAGCUGAUGUCUUCUAAAAGCUUGAAGGUAAUGACAGAUAGAACAAGCUGUACUUGUGUUGAAUUAUGCUGCUGACACUUUGCCAGUUUAUUCAUAAGAGGUAAAUAACUUUAAUCACUAAAUUAAAAGGUUGCGACAUAUACCAUGUAAUUUAGAAUUAGAGUGGUAGAGCUCGAGAGCUGUACAAAUUUAACUUAGCUCAAAGUUAUCAGUGUUGAAUUGACACAUUAACCACGUAAUGUGUGAAGCAUGGCUUAAAAUAAUUACAUUCUGAGAUAAGGUAAUGGAUUAGUGUUUUUUGCCAUCCCAUUCCUCCUAAUAUAAUGAUUUUAUUCUAGUCAUCUUUCAAGGACAAAUUGUAUAAUAUCCUCCACAACACAGCCAAUGUAACAAAUAUUUUACAUACAUACUGUAUUCCAAGGUGUGUGUGUGUGUGUGUGUGUGUGUGUGAGAGAGAGUGUGUGCAUAAUGCUGGGGUGAACUUUGGAAAUUGCCAAAUUACUUACAAAGAGGGAAAGUCUUGAUAAUUUUUUUUUAAUUGUGUUGCCAUGUUUUGAAAAGAAGACCAGGAAAGAAAUGUUGGUAUUUGUAUUGGACCUCGUACUGUGCUUGAUAUUGGGAAAGACUGGGAUUCACUUGCUGCACAGGAUUUGUUACCCGAUAUGUUGAAACAUUGUGUCAAGUCUCAGCACUGGUGAAAGUGUUUUUUUGUAGAGUAGUAUUGGGUUUUCCAUUGUGAUAUUGUAUGUUGGUUGUAAAUAAACUAAUAACUGUAUGUGGGUUCACUUUUCAUUCUAAACGGCCCCCCAUUUUUGAAAUACAUAUUUUGAGAUAUUACCUCAUCAAUGUGUUUGUUUUACCUGAAACUAGCCUCUUGACAAAGUUUGCUGUUCUGUGAAUAUUCUUUAUAAUAAAAUGUUUCAUAAAUGAGGAAGAGAAAGGGGUUUUAUUUGUGUCCCGAAACUGAAUGACACAUAUGAAACAUUGGAAAUAUGUGUAUAAUACUAUAUAAAAAUGGGAAGGGAAAAAAAUGUAUAUAUCAUCUGCUAAUAUAUAGAUGCAAUUAUAUAAUUUAACAUUAUGAAAUUCAUAAACACAAUCUUAGUUUGUUGCUGGUCAUAAACA
Messenger RNA from Salvelinus sp. IW2-2015, 4233 nucleotides. RefSeq names its product LHFPL tetraspan subfamily member 7 protein-like. Gene Ontology annotation, cellular component: membrane. NCBI's taxonomy places the organism in Eukaryota, Metazoa, Chordata, Actinopteri, Salmoniformes, Salmonidae. The record is from RefSeq and is a predicted model, not a curated record.